Molecule: messenger RNA, 912 nt
Organism: Planococcus citri (citrus mealybug)
Lineage: Eukaryota; Metazoa; Arthropoda; Insecta; Hemiptera; Pseudococcidae
Exons: 2
Coding region: 1-897 (298 amino acids)
Source: RefSeq, a predicted model, not a curated record
AUGGCUGAAAUUUGUGCACCUUACAUCUUCGCUCCACAAUUUUAUUACUCCGAUGAAAAUUUCUCAUUGAUUAUCGAAGAUUUAACCAGUUCAGGGUUCAAAUCAGCCGAUCCCAUUGAGAAACUAGAUUUCCAACAGUGUCAACUCGUAUUUAAAAGCUUAGCUAAACUUCACGCUCAUUCGGUGAAAUUACACAAGACGUCCAAGUUACCCGAUAUUUUCCAUAAAGAUACGUUUUUCUUAUCGCAAGAUCCGACUUCUAGUCAUCUAAUCCCUGUAUUUGCCAAAGCUUUCGAUUGCUUUCUACGGACCUUUGACCCGACCCUGAUCCAGAAAUAUAGCAAGAAAUUGUACAACUUUCGGACCAAUAUGUUGAAAAUAAUCGCCUCCGAAGUACGAGGAAAUGACAAAAGUUUCAAAGUAUUGAAUCACGGUGAUAUCUGGUCUAAUAAUAUCAUGUUCAAGUACGAUAAAUACGGAUCUACGGAACAACUCAGACUGAUCGAUUUCCAGCUCUGUCGCCGGGCUAGUCCCGCCUUCGAUAUUAUUCACUUCGCAACAACCACGAUGAAAUUUCAAGUAUUCGAUAAGUAUUUCGAUCUGCUACUGGAAAUAUAUUUGGAAACUUUGAACAAUACGUUGAAGUAUUUCAAGUGCCCCACGUAUCGAAUGGAAGAUCUCAAGAAAGAUAUCGAUAAUAUCAGCGGAUUCACUAUGUUGGGGUUUACUGUGCUGACACCUGUUAUAAUGGCUGAACCUGAUGAUCCGGUUGAUUUGGCCAGUAUUUUGGAGAAUCCUUUGUUCGAAUAUAAAGCUUUGGAGAAAGCUUACCGGAGACGUUGUUAUCAGGAUUUUGCUCGACAAUGGUUCAUGUAUUUUGUUAAAAAAGGUGAGUAAAAUAUUUUCACCAAU